AUGCAACCGGGACUCUUCCGCCCGCCGAUUUCGCCAGCAUCCAGCUCUGGCUACCUGCCGCAGAGUCGACCCUUUGGCGACGUGCCCAUGCCAGCAGCCACCCCGAAGCGCAGGCGCAUCCGCGACCCUCUGCGGCGGCAGCUUGACCGAGCCCAGAACCAGAGCGGCGGCGGCUACUUCAGCCCGGGUCAUCACGACGACGAACCUGCCGCCGCUAACAACGACAACGACAACGACAACAACAACGGCAGCAGCGCUUCCGUCCUCAUCACGCCCGCCGGAAGACAUGCGCAAAACGGCCGACCUUUUACACUGGCAGGGCAGCUGGCGACCCCCCCCUGCGGGCUGCCGGGAGAGAGUGAUCUGCUGGGCGAGAGCGCCCACUCGGACGGGGACUACAGGAAGGCCCUCGGGUCAAAGAGACGUCGAGACCAAGUCGACGCGGACGAGCAGGCCAGCGGAGCGGCUCCCCUGUUCAGCCUUCCCUCUCACCACGACGACCGGACGGCAGGCUGGAGCACGCUGGCGUUCAGCACGUUGGGUGGCGUGGUCGGCAAGGUGUGGGAGUUUUGCAAGGGCGGAGCCUUCAGGGGCUUCUACGCUGGCGGAGGACGAGGCUUCGACCUGCGCUCAGACAAUGGGCUGCCUCCCGGCGACGACGUGUCGGGUCCCGAUCGGUCGUGGCAGCAAGGGCCAACGGACGGCGCCGGCGGCGGUGACGACGACCGCGAUGACGGCGACCACGACGACGGUGAUGACCGUGGCAAACGCCAUCGGCACAUCCCCGGGCACUUUCCCCAGGGCGACGGCUGCAACGAGCGAAGUGUUGGAGGUGUCGGAGGUUGUGUGGGGGCAAGCUACCUGGCCAGCGGGACGGCGACGCCGCCAGCACCGGCCGCCAAGCGCAGACAGACGGCAGCGACUGAAGAGCUGGGCAGAAACUGGGUCAUGGUCAGAGACCAAGCGGGCCACUCACCUGGAGCCGCGGGCGCGGGCGCGGGCGCGGGCGCGGGCGCGGGCACGGCGCCCAACCGGAGCCCACACCGACCGUCGCCGCGGAACCGCAACCAGGGCCCCUGCCCGGCGACCGGACGCCGCAUCUCCACGCCCAACGGACGCCGCGGCGCCGGCAAGCCCGCCAGCGCGGCCGCGGCAUCGCAUCGAGCAUCGCCCCGUGCUCUGCCUCUGCCGUCGGGGCCGCCGCCCGCGUCGUCGGCGUCCUUCGCCUCGCCUCGCUCCCCCCCCGCCGCGAGGUUCGGCGGCGCGGCGCCCGCAGCCGUGCUGGCCAGCACCGCGUCCCCAGCCACGCCGGCCGCGUCCCGCCGCAGACGGCCCACCAGCAGCAACCCUCCGUCUCGCCCGCCCGUCGGCCACGGCCACGGCCACGGCCACGGCCACAGACGCACGCACAGCAGCGCCUCGGCGGCAUCCACCCGCGGGGCCGCCGACGACCUCGACUGCAGCCCGCGCCUCGACGCCGAGGCAAGACAGCUCGCCGCCCAGCGGCACCGGGAGGAGCGCGACGCCCACGUCCGCAUGGCCGCCCUGAACAAGCAGCUCCAGGAUAUGAUUCGGCAGGGCAAGGAGGCGCUGGGCACCACGGUCGAGGUGCACGCCGAGGAUGGCGGCUGGGAGGACUACUGA
Ustilaginoidea virens is the source of this 1644-nucleotide messenger RNA. RefSeq lists its product as uncharacterized. The record is from RefSeq and is a predicted model, not a curated record. The coding region runs from base 1 to 1644 and encodes 547 amino acids. Lineage: Eukaryota; Fungi; Ascomycota; Sordariomycetes; Hypocreales; Clavicipitaceae. The transcript has a single exon.